AUUUGUUCAUUUUUGACAUACUCACUUCGACUUGCUCACUACGACUUAACCAUUUCCUCACUUCCACUCCUCUCUUGUUCCACACUUUAUCUUUGUUUCCCCCCAUUCGGCCACCAACUGCAUUAUACAAAAACGACUCCCCCUUUGAGAGAACACCCAACUGAGCUCGCUUCCACCCCCUUUGAGAUAACACCCAACUGAGCUCGAUUCCCCCUCCCCACUUUUGCGCCUCCCCCUUGUUCAAAAUGAAUACCUACCACAGCUUGCUGUUCCUUCUGGCCAUCGUGCUUACUGUUAAGCACACCUUCGCAAAGGUCACCGCGGAGACCCAAUGCAAAAAUGGCUAUGUAGUCCAAAUGAGCAAUCAUUUUGAAUGCAAAUGCAACGACGGGUUUGUUCUGGCAAAUGAAAACACUUGCGAGGAAAAACGCGAUUGCACAAAUCCACAAAAUGUAAAUAAAAACUGUGGAGACUACGCUGUGUGUGCAAACACCAGAAUGAAUAAUGAGGAAAGAGCAUUACGAUGCGGCUGCAUAUUAGGGUACACCGUAAUGAAUGAGGUGUGUACUCCAUAUAAAUGUAACGGCGUUCUGUGUGGAAAGGGAAAGUGCAUCUUAGAUCCCGCUAAUGUGAACAGCACCAUGUGCUCUUGUAAUAUAGGAAGCACAUUGGAUGAAUCUAAAAAAUGUGGAAAGCCAGGAAAAACUGAAUGCACGUUGAAGUGUAAGGCAAACGAAGAAUGUAAAGAGACUCAGAAUUAUUACAAGUGCGUUGCGAAGGGAAGCGGCGGAGAAGGCAGCGGUGGAGAAGGCAGCGGUGGAGAAGGCAGCGGCGGAGAGGGCAGCGGCGGAGAGGGCAGCGGUGGAGACACAGGAGCAGCUUACAGUCUCAUGAACGGAUCUGCAGUAAUCAGCAUACUACUUGUAUUCGCCUUCUUCAUGAUGUCAUUAGUGUAG
This is a messenger RNA of Plasmodium vivax (malaria parasite P. vivax), 956 nucleotides long. RefSeq names its product sexual stage surface protein Pvs28. The record is from RefSeq and is a predicted model, not a curated record. NCBI's taxonomy places the organism in Eukaryota, Apicomplexa, Aconoidasida, Haemosporida, Plasmodiidae. The coding region runs from base 246 to 956 and encodes 236 amino acids. The transcript has a single exon. Gene Ontology annotation, cellular component: membrane; cell surface.